AUGGCCAAUUGCCAAGUAAAAAUUUGUAAAAACAAUUCCAAAAUGAAAGAACCUGGAAGUCAAAUACACUUCUUUAGAUUUCCCAAAAAUGAAGAAUUAAGGGAACACUGGAAAAAAGUUCUUGGGCUUAAAAUUGAUCUUAAGGAUCCUCGUAUUUGUUCCCUUCACUUUCAUGAUUGUUGUUAUAAGGAGGAAAAUUGGAUUGAGAAAACAUUUAAUCUACAGUCCCAUAAAAAAAGAACUUUAAGAGAGGAUGCUGUUCCAACUUUAAACUUAACAGCAGUUGAUCUAGAUGUAGCAAAAGAGACAUCCGGUACUUUUGUACAAGAAAAGGGCCUAAACGAUAAACCAGAUGUUCUUCAAAGGUACUUCUUACAAGAAACUCAAACUGCUGAUGAUGAUCAAAUGGAAUUGGAACAUCACAAAACGGCUUACUAUAAUACCACAAGAAAAGUGAUUAAAAAGGAUGAUGAAAUGCAAAUAAAACAAUUAUCUGAACGUAUUAUGCAGUUAAAAUCAAGAAUAAGAUGUGAAAGGGCAAGGCACAUGUUUGAAAUUAAAAAGAAAGAGCAGCAGUUACGAGAAAUAAAAAAGAGGUGUUGCAGGGAGAAAUCUUCAAGCAUAAAAUUGAAAAAUGCUUUGGAAAAAAGUGAAAAAGAAGUGAUUGAAAUGAAGAAGAAAUUGAAUGAUUGA
Brassicogethes aeneus is the source of this 693-nucleotide messenger RNA. NCBI's taxonomy places the organism in Eukaryota, Metazoa, Arthropoda, Insecta, Coleoptera, Nitidulidae. The record is from the annotation of a GenBank genome assembly.